Messenger RNA from Hyposmocoma kahamanoa, 972 nucleotides. Its product is annotated as chorion class A protein Ld2/Ld41-like. The record is from RefSeq and is a predicted model, not a curated record. NCBI's taxonomy places the organism in Eukaryota, Metazoa, Arthropoda, Insecta, Lepidoptera, Cosmopterigidae. The transcript is spliced from 2 exons. Bases 16 to 345 code for a protein of 109 amino acids.
UAUUGACUAACCAACAUGUCUUCCUUCGCUUUUUUGGUGCUCUGCAUCCAGGCUUGCCUGAUCCAGUACAAUUGCGCCAAUCCCAUUGCCUCAAUCAAGCCUUGUGGUCCAGCUGCACCAAAAAUUCCUUCAUUACUUCCUGCUGUCAUCCUAAGCGAUAACAGAUUUGAAGCAUACGAGGGCUAUGGUGCCGGUAACGUCGUAGUGUCCGGUGACGUCGGCAUCAAAGGAACAACUAGACUCACUGGAACUGUUCCAGUCCUGGGUUUGGUUAAAUUCAAUGGGAAAGUUUAUGCUUAUGGUAAAGCCACUACUAGUGGCAAAUGUGGGUGUGGAUGCGCUUAAAUUGUUAAUUUUCACGCUUUUUUAACCACCCUCUAUCGAAUUACAGAAAGACAAAUAACCUAAAAUGUUCAGCACUUUUUGAAAUAAAACCAAAGAUGUAUUUGAUAAGAAAAUUUAUAAUAAUAUUCUAAUCGAUCUUUUAAGCUACCAGCGAAUUUAACUUGAAAUACUUAUUUCGACUUCGCAUUUGAAUUAAUAUGAAAUACAUGGUGGUGCUUAAACUUGUCCGAAAUAUAUUCAACUUAAAUAAAUAGCGGACACUCUUCUAAUUUCCAAAGUAAAUUGCGUCAAGCAGUGGUCACUCUUUUUUAACCACCCCCUACCCAACUCGACUCAUCCGAAGAACACAGUCUUAUGUGAUUAUAUAGCGAAAAGAGAAUAAGUACGUUACGAAAAUAAUUUCGUUAUUCAAACGUGUGUUUUGAGAACGUGAUAUCUUAUUUCGUUUCGGAAAUAUAAAAUCGAACAACGGUCGAUCUAACAUCCGCAACGAAGUAGAACGAACGAAACGUACUCUGUCCUGAGGACAAGUAGUCUUGCACAUAGAUCUUUGUUCUACGGAAGAGUCGAACUGUACAAUGACAAACAACUGUUUGAAAUAAAACAAAAGAUUUUUCAAGAUUUUCC